AUGAGCUCCAAUUUAAAGCAUCUAAUCAUUGUUCCAGGUCAUGGGAUCUGGAAAAGAACAAACGAUGGCUCUAAUACAGAAGAUUGGUUUUUAGAAUCAUUCCAAGUAGAAGGACAUGAUCAUUUGUUAUUUAUUGAACAUAUCAAAAUUGGUAUAAAAGAAUUACAAAAAGAUCCUGAAGCUUUAUUAUUAUUUAGUGGUGGACAAACUAAAAAACAGGCUGGUCCUAUUUCAGAAGCACAAAGUUAUUAUCUUUUAGCUGAAAACUUAGGUUUAUUAGAAGGUUUAACUGAUAGAAUAUCAACUGAAGAAUUUGCAAGAGAUUCAUUUGAAAAUGUUCUUUAUUCUUUAUCAAGAUUUAAUGAAAUCGUUGGUAAUUAUCCUUCCAAGAUCACGGUUCCAGGGUUUGAAUUUAAAAGAUCAAGAUUCUUGGAUUAUCAUUUCCCUGCUUUGAAAUUCCCAAUUGAAAAUGUUAAUUAUAUUGGUGUUGAUCCUAAACCAGAUUAUGAAAUUGGUUCAUUAGAACAUGAAAAAUAUUUUAAUGAUUUAUCAAAUGCUGAGAAUAGAAAUGCAUUAUCAUUAUUUGCUAAAGAUCCUUUUGGAACUGGUGAAGUGCUUUCAACUAAACGUACAAAGAGAAAUCCUUUCAAUAGGUAUCAUGGAUAUUUACACAAACAUGAAAUUUUAAAAUUCUUUUUCGAACAAGAUCCUUCAAAAGUUAAUACAGUUCCAUGGUGA
This is a messenger RNA of Hansenula ciferrii, 738 nucleotides long. RefSeq lists its product as uncharacterized. The record is from RefSeq and is a predicted model, not a curated record. NCBI's taxonomy places the organism in Eukaryota, Fungi, Ascomycota, Saccharomycetes, Phaffomycetales, Wickerhamomycetaceae. The transcript has a single exon. The coding region runs from base 1 to 738 and encodes 245 amino acids. Gene Ontology annotation, cellular component: cytoplasm.